CGGCGCCUCUCUGUCAACAUUAGGAGAUGAAUAACAGCCAGCGGCGUCUAGCGAGCCAGUGAGCGGAUGUGUCUGCGACUUACCUCUCCUCGUGCUCACCUCACAGACAGGUUUCCACUAAGCACCGGAGGAGGGACAGCAUCACCAGCCCUGACACCACGACGACGACGUCAACGACGAUGAUGGUGAUGAAUAAAUCAAACUGAUGGACCCCCAGAGGAAGAGCUCUGAGGAUGACGGCGGUGGCGAGCGAGGCCUGCUCCACACCUGGAGGGGCUACUCCUGCAGCGUCACCCCGGAGAGGCUGCUGCUCCCCCGGCCCGUCCUGCAGGCAGCGCUGGGCGCCCGGCAUGGAGUCCUGCUGGUGGAAGGUGGGCAGGUGUACAGCUUCGGUGAGUUGCCAUGGAAGCAGAGCCAGGCGCCCGAGCUGGCCAAGCCCGUCCUGGAAAGCGCUCUCAGCGGCCAGCGCGUGGUCGCCGUGGCGGCCGGAAGCUUCCACAGCGGGGCGGUGACGGAGGACGGCGGCGUCCACAUGUGGGGGGAGAACGCCGCGGGGCAGUGCGGCCUGGCGGGCCUGAGCACCGUGCCCAACCCGACCCCGGUGGCGGUGCUGGACUCCGGCAGCAGCCCCCCGCAGACGGUGCCCGUCCUGGAGCUGGCGUGCGGCGAUCAGCACACUUUGGCCCUCUCUGCCCAGCGGGAGGUGUGGGCCUGGGGCAGCGGCUGCCAGCUGGGCCUCAACGCCAAUGUCGUCCUCGUGUGGAAGCCGCAGAAGGUGGAGCACUUGGCGGGCAGGUAUGUGCUCCAGAUAGCCUGCGGCGCCACCCACAGCCUGGCCCUGGUGCGCUGCCUGGGCCCCCAGGACGCCCAGCGGCCCCCUCAGGACAAAUGUGGACACUGUCACCAGCUGCUUUACACCAUGACCGACAAAGAGGACCACGUCAUCAUCUCGGACAGACACUGCUGCCCCCUCGGGGUGGAGGUGACGGAGGGCGAGGCCAGGCUGGAGGCGCCGAGCUCCACCCAGGGGCUCCGGACAUCCCCGUCAGAGCCCAUCCUCCCCUCCCACACCUCUGCACCCAGCCAGGCCACAGCCCCCGCCUCCUCCCCGGCCCCUGCUACAGGCAGCGACCCCUCCCACCCCGAAGUCCAGGUGAAAGGAGAGUCGGGGGAGUCGGGCCUGGCUAACGGGGAGCUGCCUGCCUCAGACUCUGACCCCUCCGCUCAGCACAGGGGGGUCAAGAGCUCGCCCUACCCCGACGAGCAGGCUGUCAAAGACUACCUGAAGAGAUUAUCUGACCACACUAUGGCAGAGCAGACGGCCAAGACAGCAGCUGGAGGACUGCACACGUUACUGCCCUCUGCCUCGUCCACCCACCCCGCCUCCGCCCUCAACAGCCUGGUGGCCUCCUGUGCCUCGGCGGUGGGCGAGCGCGUCGCCUCCACCUACGAGGCCUUGUCCCUCCGCAAGAUGAUGAACUUCUACCUGCCCUCGGGCGGGGCCGCGGGCGGGGCGGGGCAGGGCGUCCCGGCCGUCUCCUCCUCCUCCGUCCUGGGCGAGGGCACCAAGGAGCGCGUCCGCCUGGAGGAGUCGAUGCAGGGGAAGAAGAGCUCGAGCACGGGGGACAUCCGCGAGGAGGAGGCCGAGGGUCUGCGGCGCCGCCUCUCUCUGCCGGGACUCCUCUCUCAGGUGUCCCCGCGGCUGCUGCGGAAGGUGGGCCGGCCCCGGCUGCGUGCGGUGGCCCUCACCCCGCUGGGAUGGGGCGUCCCGGAGGCCCAGGAGGUGCUGCCCUCCCUGCAGACGGAGGUGUGGAGCUGGGGAGAGGGCGAGCACGGCCAGCUGGGCCACGGAGACAACCUGGCCAGGCUGCAGCCGCUGUGCAUCAAGAGUCUCAACAACAAGGAGGUGGUGCGCGUGGCGGCCGGCACUCACCACUCUCUGGCUCUGACCGCUCAGUCUCAGGUUUUCUCGUGGGGCAGUAACAGCUCCGGCCAGCUGGGACACAUGGAGUCACCGAGCACCAUCCCCCGCCUCGCCAAGCUGUCAGAGGGGAUCCGGGUUUGGGACGUGGGUGCAGGGGAGAGACACACCCUGCUGCUGGCCGACGGCGACUGCUACCAGCCCAUCCUCUACUACAGCGGGCAGCAGGUGAAGGAGGCGGGGCAGGAGAGCCAGGAGGAGGUGGAGGAGCAGGCGGGCGGCUACACCCAGCAGCCUGUCCUGCUGCCCUUCUGCAUGAACCUGGGCUACGUGAGCGGUGUGUUUGCGGGCGGCCAGCGCUGCGUGGCGCUGUCGGAUCGCAACGUCAUGGGCUUCAUCUCCAGCCUGCACGAGCUCGUCUCGGCCGAGAGGAAGUUCUACUGCAAACUGUGCGGCAUCAAGACGCAGGCCAUGCGCCCCCUGCUGGAGCUGGACUCCCUGAGCUCCGCCCUCGGUCCCGUGUCUCUGGGGCUCCUGCAGGCGCUGGCCAGCCGCUUCAGCCUCCUGUGUCACCUGACCGGCCAGCACUCGGCCAGCCUGACCGCCAACCUGCGCCGCGGCCGGGACGUCAAGGGCCUGCUCAUCCUCGACCACGCCGCCAUCUUCCUGGACGCUUACAACGAGUACUGCUGCUCCGUGGGCCACUUCCAGGUGAUGGGGGGUUUCCAGGCCCUGACCAAGCCUGCACAAGAUUUCUUUGGGAAGAAUCCCGAGCUGCUGCAGAGGCUGGCGGAGUGCGGCGAGGAGAACCUUCCCAUGGCCGACCUGCUGGUGGCGCUCUUCUACCUCCCGACGCGACACCUCCACGAAUACGGCCGUCUGCUGCUCAAACUGGCCACCUGUUUCGAAGUGAGCUCCAGCGACUACCAGAGGCUGCAGGACGGCUGCUCGAAGUUCGAAGCUCUGACCCUUCAGCUGAAGAAGAAGAGGAAGGAAGCCGAGUACACCAGCCACUUCUGGAAGAGCUUCCCCGGCAAGAUGACAGACUCUCUGAGGAAGCCUCACCGCCGGCUCAUCUGUGAGAGCAGCAACAAGGCUCUGACGCUGCAGAACGCCGGCCGGUUCUCCGUCAACUGGUUCAUCCUCUUCAACGACGCCCUGGUCCACGCACAGGGCGUGGUGCCUUGUAAAAGUCUCUUCUCCACCCAUCACGUCUUUCCGUUGGCCACGCUGUGGGUGGAGCCGAUCCCAGAGGAGAACACUGGCCUGUAUGGGUUAAAGGUGAUCUCUCCAGAGGAGACCUUCACCCUGCUGGCCUCCUCACCCAUGGAGAAGGCCAAGUGGCUGCGCUCCAUCAACCAGGCGGUGGACCAGGCUCUGAGCGGGGCGGGGCAGGAGACGGCGUCGAUCGGCUCGGGGGCGGGGCAGAAGGCGGAGCCUCCCAUCUCCAGGACGGCGUCCUACACCUUCUACAAGGACAGCCGCCUGAAGGAGGCGACGUACGAGGGCCGCUGGCUGGCCGGCAAACCCAACGGCAGAGGAGUGUUAAAGUGGCCCGACGGGAGAAUCUACACAGGAACAUUCAAGAACGGACUGGAGGACGGUUUUGGUGAAUUCAUCUCUCCCACUAAGACUCCAAACAAGAACGACCACUAUCAAGGCUGCUGGAAGGAGGGCAAGAUGCACGGCUUGGGGACGUACAGGUACGCGAGCGGCGAGGUGUACGAGGGCUCCUUCCAGGACGGGAUGCGUCACGGCCACGGGAUGCUGCGCAGCGGCAAGCUCAACACGUCGUCGCCCAGCGUCUUCAUCGGCCAGUGGCUGCACGACAAGAAGACCGGCUACGGGGUCUUCGACGACAUCACCAAGGGGGAGAAGUACAUGGGCAUGUGGCAGGACCACCUGCGGCAGGGCACCGCGGUCGUCGUCACCCAGUUCGGCCUGUACUACGAGGGCGCCUUCAAAGACAACAAGAUGAUGGGAACAGGUGUUCUCUUGUCAGAAGACGACACGACGUUUGAAGGUGAAUUUUCGGAGGACUGGACGCUCAACGGGAAGGGUGUGCUGACGAUGGCGAACGGCGACUACCUGGAGGGCUCCUUCAUCGGGGAGUGGGGCUCCGGCCUCAAGGUGACCGGCUCCUACUUCAAACCCAGCCUGUACGACUCCGACAAGGACAAGACGCGCCCCGUUAAGCUGGGCCGGCUGUGUGUGUGUGCGGAGGACAAGUGGAACGCCGUGUUCGAGGAGUGCUGGACUCAGCUGGGCUGCGAGGCUCCGGGGGUCCAAGGAGAGAGCUGGAAGGCCUGGGAGAACAUCGCCGUGGCCCUGACCAGCAGCCGGCGACACAUCCAGGACAGCCCGGAGCUGUUAUCUCGGAGCCACAGCAGGACUCUGGAGAGUCUGGAGGUCAUCCCGCAGCACGUCGGACCAAUCACCAUGGACAGAUACCACACCAUCCGCUGCUACCUCAUCAAGGCGUGUGACACCCCCCUGCACCCUCUGGGCCGGCUGGUGGAGGCCCUGGUGGCGGUCUACAGGAUGACCUACGUGGGCGUCGGGGCCAACCGGCGGCUGCUGCCCCAGGCCGUCAUCGAGAUCAAGUCCUACCUCAACCGCAUCUUCCAGAUCGUCAGGUUCCUGUUCCCUGACCUGCCAGAGGAGGGCGGUCUCAUCCCUGAGCCCUCCACGGAGCCGCAGGACAAGAAGGAUCCGGACUCGACCGACGCCCCGCUCGAGUCCCCCAAACCCGGCCGCGUGGUGAGCAGCUCGGCCCUGCUGCUGCCCGUCCUGCUGCCCCGCCUCUACCCGCCUCUCUUCACCCUGUACGCCCUGGACAAGGAGCGCGAGGACGACGUCUACUGGGAGUGUGUGCUCCGCCUCAACAAGCAGCCCGACCUCGCGCUGCUCGCCUUCCUGGGCGUCCAGCAGAAGUUCUGGCCCGUCUCCAUGCCAGCUCCAGGGGAGAAGCAGCAGGUUCUGUCCAGCACCAAGGACGUCUGCUUCGCCUCCGCCGUGGAAACCCUGCAGCAGAUCAGCACGACGUUCACGCCGUCCGACAAACUGCAGGUGAUCCAGCUCACCUUCGAGGAGAUCACACAGGAAGUGCUGUCCAUGCUGAAGCAGGACUUCCUGUGGUCCAUGGACGACCUCUUCCCCGUCUUCCUCUACGUGGUGCUGCGCGCUCGAAUCAGGAACCUGGGGUCAGAGGUCAGCCUCAUCGAGGACCUGAUGGACCCCUGCGUGCAGCACGGAGAGCACGGCAUCAUGUUCACCACACUCAAGGCGUGUUACUACCAGAUCCAGCAUGAGAAGAUCACUUAAGGUGGGCGGGGCCUCGUUCCUCCUCAGUGCUGAUGCAUGCCCCUCCCCCUCCCCCCUCCCCGGUGCCGGUGACAGCCAAUCACAGAGCCGGGAUCAGCCGGCUUUGCGAUGACGGACACGUGCAGCGGCCAAUGGGAUGACGAGGAGGGCGGAGGAUCAUGUUGACAGGUUGCCGGCAGCUCCAUCUGCUGCUGUUAGAGAGACGGGACCGACUCACAACACACACACACACACACACACACACACACACACACACACACACACACACACACACACACACACACACACACACACACAGAACUACCAGCUUCUUAUAGAGACAUAAACACACAUCAAACAAUAGAAGAUGCGGAAAUUUCAAGCAGAAAACAGAAAUUAAGCAUCUUUAGCGACUGUGACUCCGACAUGAAGGAGCCUGUUUUGUAUUGAUAAUGAAAAAAAAAAACAGAAAUGAACAUUAUUUAGUGGGAAAUUAAAGGCUAAUACCGGUGUUUUUUUAAGUCCCGACAGUCCAGGCUCGUCUGUGGUGUUUCCCUCCUUCAAAAGAAGCAAUUUGCUGCCACAGUUUGGAUAAACAAACCAGAAUGAUAUGAAAAAAAAAAAUCUGUUUUGUCCUUAUUUUAUCAUGAGUUUUUUUCAUAUCAGCAUUUUGUUAUGCUUCACUCAGAAAGACUUUACUUUUGAAUUUAGUAAUCUUGUAUCAAAAUGGCAUGACAGCAGUUUUUUGACUCACUUUUUGAAAUUAACCACUAAAACCCCAAAACAGUUAAUUUAGAGAAAUCAAAACUAGACUUAGACUGAUGUUAACGAGCUGUAAAUCUUCACAACACCGGUGUUCUCCUUUAACCGCAGCCGGCAGCCAAACACAGGUGUGUUUUGCCAGGUUCACCCGCUCUCCCGCCGACCCACCGGCAGCCUAACAGCCACCGCUCCUCUGUCCUGACGAGCAGUUUUCCUGGUCAAACUGUAAAAGCCGCCAGCUUCGCCCUGGUCGCUGCAAAAACUGACAUUUUUCUAUGAAACUGACCGCCGCGGCAGCCUCGGAUCCAGAGAUAGGACUGAACACGGACAGAGCGCUCACUCUGACAGAGACUUUGGGCUGGACCUGUGACCUCGAAGCACACGUGUUCCCCAAACACACACUACGUCCUGAUGAACACGGAGACGGUCUGAGCUGCAUGACGUCAAACAAAAUAAGAGCACAGGGCUGCCGUUUGUGCUCCUCCUCUGGCGGUUUGGCCCGAUAGAGACACAAAACACACACACACACAAUAUCGUUUUAUCUGAUAUUUUGGGUCAGGACCUUUUUAUGUCAAAGGCAAACCAUUUCUGCCCUGAUGUAAAUGUUUCCCGGUCAGGAAACGUUGUUUUGAAGGUCCCUUUUCCUCGACCUGUGUCUUUAGCAAAAGGUUAACAAGAAAAGCAAAAACUAAACCGGAGGUCAGUUUGGUUUUUCGAAGACAAUCUGAAAGCGAUUUGUGUUUUCCGAGCCGAGUGUCAGUAUUAAAGACUCUGCGCUUGGUUUCAAGUGUUGGAAAAACAAUGGAAGAUGAAUUCGGGGGGGACUGACAUGUCUUGAAAAGAAAAGUGUGAAAAAAAAAUAAUGUUCAUCAAUACUCAAUACUGCAUAUUUAUGUUUGUUUUGUAAUGUUCACAGUUUGUGGUGUUAUCUUCAGCCCAGCCACCGUCAGUAUAACACAUCAAAUCAUAGAAAAACUGACUAAAAUCAUCCAGUUCAGUCAAAGAAAUAGACUCUGGAAAGUGGAAUUAUGAAAAAUCUGAUUUUUUUUUUUGGUUACGUACAUGCACUGAAAUCGCACUUCCCCAUUGACAUUCAAUAGAAAUACAUUGACGAUACGCUCAUUAGUCAGUAUGCUCUCUGUGGCUUUGUGCGUUUGUAUUAAUUUUAUUGUUUUUGCCAGUGCAGUAUUCAGCGCAGGUGAUGCCAAAUUUCUGCUGAGAAUCUUUUUAAUACCUUCCAGUGUUUUUUUUUUUUUUUUUUUUUUUUUUUUUUUGGUGAAAUAAUGAAAGCAGAAGUUCAGUUUGGGAAUUUAUAAAGCCGGGUGUAUUUAAGAGUUUAUUAAAGGCCGCUGCAGACGGUUGUUGUUAUUAUUCCUGUGAUGCUGAAAGCGGCUUCUCCGCGCCAUCUGCUCCGCUACUGUAACCGUUCUUUUUUUAACCCGUUUACAGCAGUUCCAGCCUAUUUAUGUACAAACGGCACGUACCAGCCGGAGCGACGGCUUAAGGUUGGAUUCAGCGAUGACCGAGCCUUUUGUGAUAUCACGGCUUUUGUUUUUUUUUUCUUUUUCUUUUCUUUUUAAUGUUGAAACGCCGGAAAGGCCGAUGCACGAGGUCGUCGAGUUGUCGGCUAAAAGGCAGUUUGAAAAUCCAAAAUCCUCAAAAAAAAAAAAGUCAUGGAAGGACACGCUCAGAUUUUUCAUUUAUCAAGUUUGCUCACAUUUUCUGGCAUUAAAGGCAAAUCUAACAUCAUAAGUCAGGUUUUUGAUAAAUAUUCUUUAGACUAACUUCACCAUACUUGAGUGAUGUUUCACUAUUUUAUUUACUUUACUUUAAAAAUGUACACUAAUAAAUCUCUAGAAAAUAAUCUUGUUGGAAAUGGGGAAAAAAAGUCAGUUAAAAUUGUGUUUUCCUGUCUGAAAUGUAUUAAAUUUCUACCAGUCACUCACUCCUCACUUUUGAUUUGGACAUUUUAUGACCCAAGUGGUGUUUUUCCAGCUUUUUACUGCAGCCGAAAGAAUGGAACUUUUUUUUUUUUUAAACAAAUGGCAAUGGGUCACCAUUUUAAAUUGCAGUCGUCUUGUUUUUUUCCAGUCUGUCCCCUGGUUGUUGGUGGGUUUUGUGACCGUACGUGUCUGACGCUCUGUUAUGCAGUGAAGUAAUAUCAUCUCUGAAACUGAAUAGUUCAUUUCCACAACAUUGUACAUUGCUUUUGUGGGGGAAAAAUAGCAAAAACAUUUCAAGUUCAUCAUUCAGUAUUCUCUAAUGUACAUUAUUUUGUCUUCUGCUUUUCUUUAAAACAUACAUGAGUCAGUUUCACUUGAUCUUUCAAACUACUUUCUGGAUGAAACUCUUCACUAUGUUGUGUUGAUGUUGAUUAUGCGCUUAUGAAUUUUCAUUUCCACCACAGCUCCAUUUAACACAACUUGGCGUGAGGUUGAUUUCUGGUACUGACGAAUACUGACUUAAUUCACCACCCGAAACAAAAUAAUCCCUAAUUAAAACAGAAGGCUACACUCAUAAUAAUUGUGGGUAUGUGUGAUUGAAUUAGUACGAUUAUUGUAUCUUGGGGUGUGUUUAGGAUGUUGAUUGGAUUUGGCUCCAGCGGUUGUUCCCUAAUUGAUUGGAUUAGCGGGACAGACUUAACAUGAAUCGCUGUUUUAACUGGACUGAAUCCGAGCGACAUGGUCUGUUGGUUUGUUGUAAACUGAAAAAAAAAAAAUGCACGUGUGAUAAUGAUAAUGUUGGGUUCAUGUUUAGUUCCUGUGACGACUGACAUUCUGGUUGGUUUACCUCAGAGCCUGUUUACCGUGACCAUGUCUGACACAGGCCGGGCGUUGAUGUACUGUGUGUCGGUGGACGGGUGUGUUUCCUGGUCGACGUUUUGUUUCAGCUGGCUGACAUGACGCCCAUCUCUGUGUCUUUUCCAUGUUGUCGGACGUGUUGUACCUUGAAAUAAUGACAAACGGCAAUAAAUUAAUUUGAUGGAUGUUC
Messenger RNA from Myripristis murdjan (pinecone soldierfish), 8977 nucleotides. It is a transcript of the gene als2b, whose product is annotated as alsin Rho guanine nucleotide exchange factor ALS2 b. NCBI's taxonomy places the organism in Eukaryota, Metazoa, Chordata, Actinopteri, Holocentriformes, Holocentridae. Gene Ontology annotation, cellular component: intracellular membrane-bounded organelle; centrosome; dendrite. The transcript has 35 exons. Bases 206 to 5245 code for a protein of 1679 amino acids. Gene Ontology annotation, molecular function: small GTPase binding; guanyl-nucleotide exchange factor activity. Gene Ontology annotation, biological process: endosomal transport; regulation of GTPase activity. The record is from RefSeq and is a predicted model, not a curated record.